AUGGCAAAAACCUACGAUUUCUUAUUCAAAUUGCUUCUGAUCGGUGACUCUGGAGUUGGCAAAACUUGCGUGCUAUUUAGAUUUUCUGAAGAUGCCUUCAACUCGACAUUUAUCUCGACAAUCGGUAAAGAUAUUUAUGUGCGACUGUCUCUGAGCUGUCUACGACGUAGCCACUCGAUUUUGAAAUAUAUACAUGGCAUUUCUUCAUAUUUGGUAUCUCAAACUGUGUGUUUCGUAGAUACAUAACUAGCCACUCAAGUAUUUGUUUCUUGAUAUUAAGGUAUCGACUUCAAGAUACGAACAAUUGAACUAGAUGGGAAAAAAAUUAAACUGCAAAUAUGGUAAAGUGACGUUUGACAUUCUAUUCACAAUGUCGUUUUUAUAGUCAUCUUUGAUCCCCUAAACUAAGGCUUAAUUGUCUAUUAUUUAGCAGGUUAUAGUAGCUUACUGUCUCGGGGCUUUUUGGUACAAAAACCAAAGCCUCAAACGCAAUAUUUUGCAAUAUCAUAAACGCUGUGAUACUGUAAUUUAUAUAAAUUAAAAUUUUCUGGUUUAAAAAUAAUAAUGCGUCAUAUAGGUGUCGUGUCCCCCAGUAAUGCCCCAGUUAUUUUAUAACUGUAAUCUGCAAUCCACUUUCACAGAAAUCAGAUAAUUCUAUGUCUAAUUUCCACAGAUCUAUGAUGCAUAAAAGUUUAUUAGCUAAAAGAUUAAAUUGCAAUAUAUAUUGGAUUAUAUUCUAGUAUUUUUCUGCAUAUUAAUGAGAUACUUUUAUACAAACAGACAAAGAGAUUUUUGUUAGCCAUUUAUAAUUCCCGCACUUUCCUCUUGAUGAGUAAGAUGUUCUGGCAUAUGCAAGAUGGUAAAACAACAAAGAAAGGCAUGUUGUGGCUUAAUCAUUUAAGCUAUAUUGCAACCUGAUGUGCCCUACUUUGGUAUUUUACUCUGUGUAAUGCUAGACAAUUUUACCCGUCAAGGGGAUAGUGCUGACGAUUAAUGGGUUGAUAAGAGACAAAGGCAUAUGGCGUUGUUAUCGUUACAACUAACAUUUCUAUGGUGCAAAUUUACAGAUCAAAUAUUACGCUUACCUAACUACAUACUUACCCAGGGUAUUUUAUCUUUACAACAAUUGUGCUAUCACUUUCUUAACUGUGUUUAGCCUAAGCCACCCUGUCAAUUUUUCCUGUGGCGCUUGCUCUGAUAACUGUACCACUGACGUCCUGGCAUACACCACCGAAGCCCCCGUUGUUAACCCAACCAAGGUGUUGUUGGCAAAUAACCAAUUAAAUAUGAACCUUUUUCAGGGAUACCGCUGGACAAGAACGCUUCAGAACCAUCACCACCGCUUACUACAGAGGAGCCAUGGUUAGCAUGGAAUAAAUAAUGAUACUAAAUGAUUUGUUUGAAUAAAAAAUUGUUGUAAAAUGAAGGAAUAAAAAACUCACAUUUUGUUAUUUUCAUGAAUUCAAGGGUAUAAUGUUGGUGUAUGACAUCACAAAUGAAAAAUCUUUUGAUAAUAUUAAGAACUGGAUUAGGAAUAUUGAGGAGGUGAGGUCAAAAUGAAGAAUGGAUGAAAAUUUUACCAUAUGUAAAUAAUCACUGAAUACAUGUGCAUUACUCGAGUAUGCUAACCUACACUACAUUCAUAGUACCAUACCGGUACCCAAAUAUUUGCUUGUAUAUUCCACAAGUCUGAUGCCAGCAAGAACAAGUUUGAUUCCAUACUUUCCCAAACUAAACACAUACUGCUUCUUGUGUGUUUACAGCAUGCAUCUUCAGAUGUUGAAAAGAUGGUCUUAGGAAACAAAUGCGACAUGGAAGACAGACGUCAAGUUUCAAAAACCAAAGGAGAACAGGUAAGCUUACAUAUUCUGUUCAAUUAUGUUUUGGAUUAACGAACAUUAUUGUCUUUAUUGUUACAGCUUGCAGCAGAAAUUAUGUUUUGAAGUAAUGAUUAUUGUUAAAUAUUUGUUGCCUUUCUUGUUACAGCUUGCAGUUGAAUAUGCUAUCAAAUUUAUGGAAACAAGUGCAAAAGCUAGUAUCAAUGUAGAGGAAGCUUUCUUUGCUUUAGCACGCGAUAUCAAGGCGAAAAUGGAUAAAAAAUUGGUACGGUUGAAAUUACUGUACAGGUUGUGUUAUGUCAUCACAAGCUUAAGAUUUACACAGUAUUUGUCAUUCAUGUAAAUUAUAAACCUAUUAUUUAAAAACAUUUUUCAAAUGAAUGAGUAGCAGUUUCUUGUUGCAUGCAAGAUAAGCGCUUCCAGUUUGACUCGAACAAAUAAAAAUGGCUCUUACUGGAGAACAAUUUAGAACUGAUAAGGCCCGUUUACACAGCCAAUUUUUGUUGUGAUUUUCUCCUUUUGGAGGAAAUCACACUUAAAAUUGCAGCAAAAAUCGCCCAUGCAAACGGGCCUAUAGCUUUCCAGUAUAGAUAUGGCUCAGCAUUCUUGGCUUGAUAAUAAUGGACCAUUAUUCCCCAAUUAACCAAAAUUUUGAUCUCAACAAGUUUAGACAAAAUUCCAUCAUAGCAUGAAAGAGCAUUCACAAAAUUGGUAAUAUUCCAAAGUUUUGUUGCAAAAUGUUGUAAAAUGCGGAUAAUAUAGCCUUGCGAAGUUUGUAAUUUUCAGUCAUUGUAGAUUACGCACAGAAGUGGUAACCAUUUCCCGUUUGUAAUCUAAAAUGACUGAAAAUUGCAAACUUUGCAAGGCAAUAUUAUCCGCAUUUUGCAACGAAACUUUGCAAUAUUACUAAUUUUGUGAUGCUCUUGAAAGCUGUGAUGAAAUUUUUGUCUAGACUUGUUGAGUUCAAAAUGUUGGGGAUUGGUCUAUUGAGAUUCCCAAAAUAAUCAUGAUAUUUCCCCCAUAAUGCUAAUAUGUGCAUUUGUGUGUGUUUACAAAACUCUAGGAGGAUCAAAACAGGACAUCGGGCAGCGUGAAGAUAACAAAUCAACCAAAUAAAAAGUCAAAUAGUGGAUGGAGAUGUACAUUACUAUAGUAUGACCAGAUAACUAGAUAGAUGUUUAAUUUCAGAGAUAUUGUCUGGGGGAGAAUUUACAACAUUGGAAAAUAUCCUGUUUUAUCUUCUUGCAUACUUUGAAACAAUUUGGUGAAAGGCUUCGUUUGUAGAUGGUGGUGAUAAAUGAUAUCAAACUAAUAACUACUAUUAGGUGCAUUUAGGAUGAGGUGGUUCAUUGAUCAACAGGGAAAAAUGGGGGGACUGUUUGAAACUUGGUAAUAUUGAAAACAAAUGGCACCUUGUCAAAAUCACGGUGCUAGUUCAACGUUUUCCGAUGAAACUUCCAACUUUCGAACGUUAAAAAUAUGAGAGAAUAGCACAUCUAACUGUGGCUUACCGCUUGAUUAAGGCAGUAAUAUACCAUUAAUACAAUUGUUUUUAAACUAAAGUCUUGAACGUGUAACGUGAAGUUUAAUUUAAAACUGUAGUAUAUUUUGACAUAAGUUAUAAAAAAACAUGUUCAUACUUUUUCAGUCGUUUUCGGUUUUUCCCCCAGAACUGCCUCACAGGGAGCAUUCUUCAUCCUCACAUGCAAAUAAUGGUAGAAUAUUAGUCAUCUCUGAUACUAGACUUCUGUUUAGAGAAUCUGUUCUUUAUAGUAGAAUGCUUGAGUUGUAAUAACGUACUAAUGAGUACCUGUUUGGCACCGCCAAAGAACUGUCACGUUGGCCAAUCAGAGGAAUAGAAACAUUUGAUGCAGGGCAAGCCUAAAAAGUGAAAAUUUCAUACUGUGAUUAAAGCAUGCAAUCAACUUAGACAGUAUUUAAAUGAACUGGGUCAAAUUGUAAUUAUUUAACUAGUCACCUAUAUAGUGUCGCUAGUCGCUGAAAUCAACCCAGUCCGGAAGGCCCAUUGCCACUCGGGAAAAUUUUCCGCAGAAAGAAAAUUUUGUGAAACGCGAUUGGCCGACACAACUUUUCCGUCGGAAAAAAAUUUCGGAAAAUUUUCUUGGGUGGAAAUGGACCUUUAGGCAAGGUUAAGAAAUACACCCACUGGAAAACAUAGGCCACUAAACAUGAAAACGAGACUGUGUGUAGGUGCUGUCGAUAUAAGAAAGUUUGGAUUGAUAGGGAUACAACUACCUGAAAAAUACAAGGAGAAAUUCGACGUUUCGAGCGAAGGCGCUUCGUUUGGCUACUAUAAACUUUCUAGGCUUUCGUUCGACACGUCGAAGAUUUGCUUGUAUUUUUCAGGUCGGAUCUUUCUCAAUCCAUAGCCAGGGUUUUCAGUUUUGUGUGAGGCUUUGGCUAAUGGCGAUGAAGCUAUGGCGAAAGGGAAAAGCCUAGACUAUGUAGACUGCACCUGAGUUAAGUUUCACAAUCAAUUCGUGCACAUGGAUUAUAUAUUAAUGUAAAAGCUCUGGCGAAUUUGGGUGGGGCUGAAUGAAAAAGUCUGGCGAAAUUCGCCGGCCUAAACUGAAAACCCUGCAUAGCUCUCUUGUUAACGUCGCACCUAUACUCGCUGGCACAGACUGUGCGAGAUUACACGAGUGAAAUCCUAUAAGCUACAGUCAAAAGCAAUUCCAAAUUUCUGAACUAUACCAUAGAGAUCCGUUUUCGUGUUUGGUGACAUAUGUAGUCCAAAACUGAUUUAGAACUAACUACACAGACAAUUAGAUGUCUAACGUAAUACGAUUUUGAGAUUGAAAUAACAGCUAGUUUUUCCCAAUCCAAUAAUGACAGAUAGAGUUAACUAAAUUCAUUUUUUGUUCUUGCUGUGUUCAGUAAAAUCUUUAAGUCUAAUUCAUCACAAUAUUUGAUCUGGUGUCAAUGACAUAAUUAUCUCAUUACGAAUUAUUUCAGUGAUACUGGUUUCUCUUAACUAUAUACUAAUUGUAAUCAUAUAUGUUUUGUGAAAUUAUUGGUAAUAGCAUACAGUCAUUAAUAUUAUUUACUAAAGGUUUUCGUAACUUUGUCGCAUUUUAAUAUAUAUGUCAACUUCCAAUUUCAAAAGUAAUGACUGGUUUAACACUAUCAAAGUUUCUGUGAUCACAGUAGGAAUUUUGCAUCGGUAAAUUCUAAAUUUUGAAGGAUUUGUAAGAAAUAUUCGAGGGAAGGGACUCAUUAAAUUCUGACUCAGUUGUUCUUACUGUGAUCACAGAAACGUUGAUAAUGUAAACAGGCUGAAAUGUAUAAUAGCCAAGGAGUUUUGGCGAAGUGACAAAAAAAGAAGACGUGAUAUAUGGAACCGACGAUCGAGUGGAAACUUAACGAAUGGCACGCAAUAUGCAUGACAGGUGAAAUAAUUACUGUAUCGAAAGAACACAGAAUAUGAGAAUAUACUGUAUGGCUCGUACAUUUGAAGAACGUAAUAUGUUCAAGAAUGUCCAUACUAUAAUAUAUAUGUAUAUUAUUAACAAAGUUUGAAAUUUAUAAUACUGUCCAAGCAGUUUAGUUAAUAUAUAAUAAAUUUUGAAAUUUAAUACUGUUCAGACAGUUUAUUUGUAUAUAAAAGUCCACCUAGUCCAGCUUUUUUCGGUUUUCCUGUAGUCGCUAUAUUGAAUCAUCUGUUAAUAUAUAGGAAGCAAUAUAAAUUGAAUUGGAUAUCAUUUUCUGCGAAUGCUGGUCACGCAUUUCUAUGAAAUUUUCUAGGAAUCUAUAAUGCGACUGUUGUACUAGGAAGUGACACAAACACUGAACAAGCGAUAUGGGCUUCACGGCAUUGGUGCGACGCUGAAUAAAAUUUCUUUAUUUUGAAUAUAAAGUAUACCAGGAAAUUCGCCAUGUCUUUAACACUAAAAGUUGUGUUAAUUGGCGACAGUAAAGUUGGCAAGACGGCAGUAAUGAAUAGAUUUUUGGGAGAGUUUUUCGAUCCGGCGUUUAUAAUGACCACGGCUGGAGGUUGGUAUAAUUUGUUACUUCGAAAUCACGCGACCAUUUUAUUAUUUAGGAUUUUAAGCUACUGUUUUACCACUCAUAGAUAUUGUUAUUAAUUUCAACAUUACAAAUCCUUUGGGGUUUAAUUUACAAAGGAAAAUAAAUCGCUUAAAUAAUGUAGUCACAAGAUACAAACACAUACAUACAGCUCGCGGUUGUGUGAAGAAGUUUUCGUGACCUUGGCAUUUUUUAAAUUAAAAUUUGAUAGUGUAUAAACUAAAAAUUUUAUCCCCCUGUCAAUGGCAUGUUCUGACACAAUAUAGCAGGAAAAAGUCCUCAUGUUAUGUAUUGGUUGUACUUGCAUAAUAGAUGGUACUGUAUCAGUGAAUUACUGUAUUGUUAGUCCGUGAUUUAGGUUCAUCCUUUCUUAAACAUACACAAUGUACAUUGGUAUUUACAUGCAUGAUCAAUUGUCCCCAGUCAUGGCACAAUAUUAAAAUGUACUGCAUAAAAAAUUAGGUUCAUGUGUGGCUUCUCUGAUAUCUAAAUUCAAUUAUAAUCAACUUUAUAGAAGCUCUCAAAAGAAAGAGAUUAGUUGUCAACAAGCAGAAUGUUGAACUAGAAUUAUGGUGGGUUACUCAAAAUAGAUUUGUAUUACACAUACUAAUUAUAAAACACAAAACAGUUAUAGUAUAAUCAGGUUUACCCCCAUGUGAUCGAUAGUUUUGCACAAGUUAUGUUACUUUUCACCUCUUCCAAAACCCAACUGCCCAUCAACCAUGAAGGCAAGGACCCUUUGAUCAUCAAAUAUGCACAUUCCCCAAUAUUAAUAGGACCAGUCUCAUAAAGCAUUAAUGUUUCAAAUUUUGAAGGGAUGCUCCAGGACAUGAAGGCUAUCGCACAUACGCCGAAGUGUAUAUGAAGAAUGCCAAGGUAUGUUUGUCGAAGCUCUUACCAGGUGGUUUACGGUUAUAGGGUCUGCCCAGGCAACUUACCGACCAACUCUUUGUUUAGUCUAACCGAGUCUGCCUUCUUGAUAAUGCACUGCCAACAGUUGGAACAACUCAUUGACCAACUGACUGUGACAGAUUGUCUCACUAGCUGACCAACAGUCACCAAAUAUCAGACUGUCUGGCUGACCAAUAGUGACAGAUUGUCUGAUUGGCUGGCCUGAACCAAUUGUAUCAACAGGCUGGCUGACCAAUUGUGAAAAAUUAAACUGACUGACCAACUAAUGGUUACAUUGAUUGCAUGGCUGGUCGACCAAUUGUGACAAACCAAUUGGUUGGUCAUCAUCAACGGCGAUGGGCUGGCUGGCUAACCAAGGGUCUGAUUAGCUUGUUGACCAACAGUGACAGAAUGACCAACUAACUUGGAACUGUACAAGCAGGCAUGCAGUCGCCAUGCUAUGUCAGCAAGCAAAAUAAAAUCGGCUCUGCAGCUAGCCAGGGUGGCAUACAGUAAACAUGCAAUAUUAUUGUUCCUUUAAGGCUGUUGUAGUGUUCUUCGAUGUAUCAAAUUACAGUAGUUUUGAAAAUAUUGAUCAUUGGUUGCAUUUUAUACCUCAUGCAGAAGUGAGUGAUUAAGUUUUCCCAUAUUUUUAUUCUAAUAUAAAUUACAUAUGCCUGCAUAUUACAUUUGUUUGCUAUACUUAUUUAUUUGAAGUUCUCAGUUAGUUCAGCCAUAGCCUAUCGAAGAGAAGAUGGCUGUGAAACUCAUUAGAAUAACAAUAUAACUCAUCUGUGUUGGUCAACGUUUAUUCAUAAAAUUUUAAUUUGGUCCUUCACCUUCACAUGUGUUUUGUAUUCUUGCCCAACUAACCAAUAGGAAUGUUUUAGGAAAGUCACCUAUCCAUGACUCGAACAAUAGGGAAACUGGAAAUUGCUAUUGGUGGAUUUGGUAAAAAUACAAUACACACAUGACGGUGAAGGACCAGAUUUAUGAAUAAACGUUGACUAACAUAGAUAACAAGUUAUAUUGUUAUUCUAAUGAGUUUCACAGCCAUCUUCCCUUUGAUAGGCUAUGGUUCAGCUCAGGAUUAAUCAGGGCAUUUUUUAACAUACAAGCUGGGGGGGGAAAAUGCCCCCCCAGUCCCCCCACAAAAUAACAUUUUGCCCCCCCCCCAGGAAAAGUCCCUUUUCCCUAAAAUUAUAGAAACAAACCAGCGAAGAUUAACAAAUACAUAAACGGAAAGUAAGUUUUAGGCUUUAUCCUUUGUCCUUGUUUAACAAAAUCGAUUUAAAUUGUUACUUUUUUCUACCACUAAGUAAUGAUAAAUUAUUGUUAAUAAUUUUUUAUUUUUUGGAUGCUCAGAAUGCAGAAAAUGGCAUUUCUGUGCUUCAAAUGUCAAAAAUUUUCUGGGGAGUACAUCCCCACACACCUGACCAUUGCCAUCCUCCUCUAAUAAGUAACGAUAAAUGAUGGUUAAUUUUUUUUUACUUUUUGUUCGUCUUUUCCUUUAUUUAUUUCAAAUACAAGUAUAGUUAGCAUAAAUUUUGGAGCAAAUUUGGAUGCUCAGAAUGCAGGAAAUGACAUUUCCGGGAUUCAAAUUUCAAUAAUUUUCUGGGGGAGUACUCCCCCAGACCACCCCCCAUUCAUGCGUGGUAUAUUGGCCACACACGUAGCCUUCAGCCAUUGCUAUCCCCCUCUAAUAUAUUCUCACAGAAAAGUCCCUUUUCAAAAAAUGCCCCCCCCCCAUGGGAAAAUCCUUAAAAAAGGCCCUGGGAUUAAUAAUCCUAUAACUAAUAAGUCUACAGUAUGUUCAAAUUCUUUCAUUUAGGGCACCGCACAACUGACCCCAACGUUUAUAAUUGGCAACAAAACAGACACAACAGAACGAACUGUUAAAACAGAAGAAGCAGAGCAUGUAAGGUUCACCUCUUCAUUCAUUUACAUGUAAGACCAUUCGUUUUUACUGACAAUGGUUCAACAUCCAAACAUUUAACAGAUUGUUGCAGCAUUUGUGGCUAUAAUAAUAAAAUACGAUACUUCUCCUGUAUUUCAGAAGGCUAAAAAACAAGAAUCACUUUAUUUUGAAACGAGUGCGAAAAACAACAAUACGGAUUAUUUUGACCAGGUAUGCAUAUAUCUUUUUUUAUGCAUAUAUCUUUUUGUUUUAAAGUUUGUACUAGACGAUCCACUCAGUAACCGUCAUUAGUCAGCCUUCAAUGCUGUUUCUGUUACUAACUAUUCAGUAUUUCUUCAUCUUUUUCAGAUUUUUAAAAAAAUUAUAGAAGAUGUUUUAAAUAAAUCGCAUGGUUCAAUGAAUUCUGGAUCGUCGGUAAGGGUUUAAUAAACUGUAACCGUGUGGUCACUUGACCAUUGCAGAAUCACUACUCUUUUCAAGCUGGUUUUAGUGUUCUUUAUAUUUCAUAUUCAAAUAGAGCCUAUUAAACUCAACCUUUCACGUAGGCCAUAUGGUCUUUAACUACAUCUAUAAACUUUGCACAUGCAUGGUUGUGCACCUUCAAUCUUGACGGUAUCAAUUAAUCAAGCAUUUUUAUGCAGAGGUACAACUUUUUUAUCAUAUUUUAUAGCCAAGACCACGAAGGAUUCCAUGGUACAGAAAUUGUGUUCUAUUGUAA
Molecule: messenger RNA, 9412 nt
Organism: Paramuricea clavata
Lineage: Eukaryota; Metazoa; Cnidaria; Anthozoa; Malacalcyonacea; Plexauridae
Source: the annotation of a GenBank genome assembly